Oreochromis niloticus (Nile tilapia) is the source of this 3153-nucleotide messenger RNA. RefSeq names its product serine/threonine-protein kinase pim-1-like. Gene Ontology annotation, cellular component: cytoplasm. The transcript is spliced from 9 exons. Bases 1288 to 2484 code for a protein of 398 amino acids. Lineage: Eukaryota; Metazoa; Chordata; Actinopteri; Cichliformes; Cichlidae. The record is from RefSeq and is a predicted model, not a curated record. Gene Ontology annotation, biological process: regulation of mitotic cell cycle; negative regulation of apoptotic process; protein autophosphorylation. Gene Ontology annotation, molecular function: protein serine/threonine kinase activity; ATP binding.
AGGUGUUGCCUCAGCAGAUGGAUCUGCAUAUUUGAUUUGGGACUGGUUUAAUGGUACAACAGCAGUAAUCUUUAGCCACAGAUUCACAUUUCCGCGAUUGAGUAUUUUCAGCAGUAAGUCAGUGUGUGUUUAAAUUUACAUUGAAUCAGUUUCCUUAUUUCUUUAAAGGUGACAGUGCAUGUUAAUGAAUACAUCAGUGUAAAUAUGCCAGUUAGCCAAAAGGCUACCCUUCAUCUGUCGCCCCUGGCAGGUCAGACAAAAUCUAUAAACACGAAAUUUAACACACCAUCAGACAAUGUAGAACGAUCUAGUCCAGACCACAAAAACAUAAAAUUACAACAUGAAAUGUCAUAGUACAAUAAAACAAUAAAUAUAAAACAUACAACAAUAAAGAUAACACAUAUUAAUAUAAAAUUAAUAAUCACUAAUCAAAUUCCUCUUUAGCCAUUGUUUGAGAUGAGUUUUAAAUGUGUUGAAGGUAGUACAUUCUCUUAUUACAGCUGGAAUAUCACUCCAAAUCUCACUACCUGUAACUGAUAAUAACUGUUUGCUGAGCGUUAUGUCUAAAAGGUAUUGCACAAUCACCUCUAGUAGAGGAUCAGGUUUGUUUUCCACUGAUAAUGGAUUUUAACAUGACUGAUCAAUGAUUGUGGAGCACGUCCAUGUUGGAUCUUAUAAAUACAACGAGCAAACUUCAAUGUUUUAAAAUGUUCAAAACUUAAGAUAUUAUAUUUCUGAAGUACGACGGAAGGAAAAAGUUACAUUAUUUCAUAGUUUAAAAAAAUCCAAUUUCAUAUGAUCAAAUUUAUGUCAAAAAAUCUAAAUUUUAUUCCCUCCUAUGUCAUGUGUGAGUACUGUACUGUAAAUGUCAUGGAUAUCAGAUGACACUGAUAACCUAAUGCUAAUUGCAAUAACUAUGCAGAGGUCUCUAGGCCUCGACUUUUAUGGAGCAUGUGAAGUUUGGGGCAGAGUGGACAAAGAAAAGUUUCUCAGCAGGUUCAACAGGUUGCUACAACACAGGCCGAUGAAGUAUUGCACUCACUCAUCCAAAGUGGCAAACAUGUAACGUACACCCUAAGACUGAUGCUGCUUUUUACUCCUUAGUUAUGAUUUAAUCUGAUAUUCUGUAGCCUUGGAGACAGUUUGCAUAGAUUAGAAUGUUAGAUUCCUGUGAUGUCAUCGAUGCCCAUGUUUUGUUUUAAUGUCUUGUGAUAGUUCUAACUGCAUACAAAGUCAGAGUUCAAGUGAGUUUAGUACAAAGAGUACAAUUUUGAACCAGUUCCUGACAUGUCGUCAAAAUCUUGGCUGACCUUUACCACACCACGUGCUGUGGGUGUGCGUAAAUAUCUAGACCGCCACACUGAGCCCUGGUUCCUCAGGAUAGAGGACAGGACGUCAGAUGGGCGAAUCAAGAGCUCCAAACGAAAAGAUUGUGCCACAGAAAGACUGGAAAAAGCUUCCAAAAGAAGCAAGGACAGCAAAAGUCCAACCCCAGGCCUCAGCCAUCUUGUCUUGGAGAAGUCUGCUUUCAGAAAGAAGAGCAGCAAACGAAAGUCAAGCAGCGAUGGAACAAAACAACCACGCAGUAAAAAGAGCAAGACAUCAAGCUCACAGGAGGAGGCCAGCUGCUCCGUCUUUGAGGCAGAUACACCUUUGCCCAGCGCAUACAAAAGUCACAGUAUAGAGGACUUUGAAGAAAAAUACAAAGAGCAGGAUAAGCUGGGUGAAGGAGGCUUUGGGACUGUCUUCUUUGGAAAACGCAGAGAAGACAAUUUCCCAGUGGUGAUUAAGCAUGUUGCUCAUGUUUUAGUCAGCUACCUACCAGUGCUUCUUAAUGGUGAAAUGACCAAGAUUCCCAAGGAGGUGGCAUUGCUAAUAAAAGUGGGGGCAGGACCAGAGGCUACAAGCAGCAAUGUGACCCCCAUUUUAAUCGACUGGUAUGACUUGGAAGACGAACUCAUUAUGGUCUUUGAAAGGCCAAAAGAAAACAUAGACUUGGAAGCCUACCUGGCAAACAGAAGAACCUUUGUGCACGAGAGGGAGGUUAAGGUCAUAAUGAGACAGCUGGUACAUGCAGCCGCUGAAAUGCAAUCCAAGGGUGUCUUCCAUCGAGACAUUAAGCCAGACAAUAUUGUGUGUGACACAUCGCCUGAUCAUCCAGCAUUUCAAUGUGUCAGAUUCAUCGAUUUUGGCAUUGGAGUCACUUUUACACCAGAAGCAAUCACACGAAGAAAUGGGACCAAAUCACCUGCUCCAAACUGGCAGGACUUUAAUGCCACCACAGCAGACUGCGUCACAGUUUUGCAGCUGGGUACGGUGAUGGAUUGGCUGGUACGUCACAUCAUCCCUGAUGACAACAACACAUCUGAGAUGCGCACUGACAUUUCAGAGGAUUGCAAGUGUUUUCUGUUGGGUUGUUACUGUCAGAGCCAUGAAGACCGUCUCACCCUAGAGGAAGUUCAGAAUCAUCCCUGGCUCAAAUGACGUACUGAUGCCAAGUAAAACAGGGUUACAGAGCAGGAGCUCUAACAAAGAAGUAUUCGGUCACAUUCAAAAGCUAUGGCACAUAGCUGUCCAUGUUUUUAUCAUUUCUAUCAUUUUUACAGGGCCCGCCCCUCUGGAAGCACCCCACAAGAGCAAGUGGACCAUGAGAUUGCAGUGGAACUUCCACCCGGUCUUUAGUCUUGUUGCCAUUGUAUUUUCCAUACAUUUCCCACCCACCCCCAGCAAUCCGUGGAAAGGGGAUCUCUCUCUGAAUUGCCUUUCCCGAGGUUUCUUCUCAAGUUUUUGAGGAGUUUUUCCUCGUCUUCUUAGAGAGCUUGUGCUGGGUUAAAAACUGUUGCUACUAUUAGCCUGAGUUAUGAAUACAGUUGUGGCCUAAUGUUUUGUCAGUGGUACAAAAUUUGCUUUUGCGCACUUUGCCACUUCAGUCUGUAUUUAGAGCCACAACUGUAUACACAACAGACCGAACAUGCUCAGCUUUGCCAAAGCUAGCAGGAAUUGGAGUUUAAUUUGAUCAAUUAAUUAUUUAUGAAUCAAUUUAACAAACAAAUGGGCAAAUGUAAAGAAAUGUAUCAAUCAGGGAAUUAGUAGCAACAUUAAUUGGACAAUCUAAAUUUAUUGGUUGAUUAUUAAAUGAAUCUGGAUAACUCA